UUUCCUUCUCCCCUAGUAAGCCCUCAUCUUCAUCGUCGAUUUUCAAUCUCCACCGUUCCAUCUUCAACCCUAACCCUAAUUUCCUCUCCGAUCACCGUUCUCAGCCAUGGUCUGCAUACGCAAAGCAACCAUUAACGACCUUCUAGCCAUGCAAGCCUGCAAUCUUUUUUGCCUCCCGGAGAAUUACCAGAUGAAAUACUAUUUCUACCACAUUCUUUCUUGGCCUCAACUACUUUACGUCGCCGAAGAUUACAACGGCCAGAUCGUCGGCUACGUUUUGGCUAAAAUGGAGGAAGAAAGCAACGAGUGUCAUGGCCAUAUUACCUCCCUUGCUGUGCUUCGUACUCAUAGGAAGCUCGGUUUAGCUACUAAGCUCAUGAAUGCGGCUCAGAACGCCAUGGAACAGGUUUAUGGAGCGGAAUAUGUCUCCCUUCAUGUGAGGAAAAGUAACAGGGCUGCUUUCAAGUUGUAUACCGAGACUUUGGGGUAUAAGAUCCAUGAUAUUGAAGCGAAGUAUUAUGCCGAUGGCGAAGAUGCUUAUGAUAUGAGGAAGCAGCUUAAAGGGAAGCAAAUCCAUGGGACUGGACAUCACCAUCACCACCACCACCACCAUCACCAUCAUCACCACCAUGGGCAUGGGCACGGGCAUCAGCAUGGUGGUGGGUGUUGUUCUGGUGGUGAUACUGGGAAUGUUGCUGAGGCAAAAGCAGAGUCUAAGGGAAAUGCAUCGAAAGUGGACUCCUCAAAGCUUAAUGAGAAAGCUGGAUGAGGUAGUAUGGUGUCAUAAUCAGGUAACAUUCCACUAUUUCUUUGGAGGACAGUGGAGUGGAGUGAAUUGGAGUGGCAAAGAGUGUUAUGUGGUGGUGGAAACUUCCAUGUGUAUGUUUUAGUGCAAGAGGGGAUUCGAGCAUUCAAACUGAAAGGAAAGAAAAUGGUAUCUUUUACCCUUAGGUUGGCUUUAAACUUCUGUACAUUUAUAUUGUGACCGAAACGUAUGUUUUAGGUGUGAAGUUAGUUAAAAGUCCAUCAAAUUUCUUAUUGAGGGAAGUGGGAACUCUUUUGUGCCUCAUCACACAUCCUCUAAAGAUAAGAAAAUUUUGAAUUAUUUGUCUUCAAAAUAAA
Molecule: messenger RNA, 1122 nt
Organism: Cucumis melo (muskmelon)
Lineage: Eukaryota; Viridiplantae; Streptophyta; Magnoliopsida; Cucurbitales; Cucurbitaceae
Product: N-terminal acetyltransferase A complex catalytic subunit NAA10
Exons: 2
Coding region: 107-769 (220 amino acids)
Biological process (GO): N-terminal peptidyl-glutamic acid acetylation
Cellular component (GO): NatA complex
Molecular function (GO): protein N-terminal-serine acetyltransferase activity; protein-N-terminal-glutamate acetyltransferase activity
Source: RefSeq, a predicted model, not a curated record